Molecule: messenger RNA, 6007 nt
Organism: Acyrthosiphon pisum (pea aphid)
Lineage: Eukaryota; Metazoa; Arthropoda; Insecta; Hemiptera; Aphididae
Gene: mib1
Product: E3 ubiquitin-protein ligase mind bomb 1
Exons: 14
Coding region: 824-5638 (1604 amino acids)
Biological process (GO): endocytosis; protein ubiquitination; Notch signaling pathway
Cellular component (GO): cytoplasm
Molecular function (GO): protein binding; ubiquitin-protein transferase activity; zinc ion binding
Source: RefSeq, a predicted model, not a curated record
CAUGAAAUUUAUUUGUAGAUAUUAUCAGAUAAUAUCUAGAUCGUCUUACGUCACUGAUAGAUGGCAGUACUAGUAUAUAAAUUCUCUGUCCCGUCAAUAAGAGCACGGGUGAUUACACGUUAAUUUCAUCGAGUUGCGUAGGGGUGCUUGACGCUAUAUCGUCGCUCGUUCGCCGUCGACCAUCUGUUGUGAACUAUGACCACAGAUAUAUAUUAUUAUAUAUCUCAAUAUCUGUACUUAUGUGGUAUAUACUGAUACAGUGAUACCAUGGUCCAUGAAUGGUCCUUUGAUACGUCGUCCGUGUUCAAAAAGCAACAGUAUUAUAUUGUUUAUAUUAUAGGUGAUAGGUACCAAUCCAAUAUUUUCUACUAAUCUAGUGUUGGUUAGCUGUGGAGGUGCGCAGGCCGCCAUGUUAUAGUUUAAAAAAGGUUUUUAUAGUAGGGAGUUACCUAUACGCGUCCGUGGGCGUCCUACUCCACUCGGCAUACGUUAUGUUUUGUCUGUAGGUGUGCAUGUGUGUGAGUGAUACGUGUGCGUCCUGUGUGUGUGUGUGUGUGUGUGUUUGUUUUCUCGUUCAGACGGCGUCUAUCGAUCGAACUGGCGACGACGAUCAUUGCAAUUGAGUGCGGCGACAGGUGUUUGCUCAGCGACGACAAUUUCGAUCUCGUAUACAAUUUACUGUUGUGCUACUGUUUCUGUCGAUUUUCACCACUCGCUGUUGAAACGCUUGUCCAUUCAACGUUGAACUGUAAGGCAGUAUGGUAGCCUAGGCGGUUACGAAUAAUAACGAUAUUCCUGGUGGCAUCUGAUUUGGACUUGUGCAAUGUCGGUGGUGUGCCCGACAUUGUUGAAUCUUGUAGGAUCCCGUGUCAUACGUGGUCCCAGCUGGAAAUGGAACAAGCAGGAUGGAGGAGAAGGCUUUUUAGGAACAGUCAGGAGUUUUGAGUCUCACGAAGAAGUUGUCGUUGUUUGGGACAACGGAAUAGCAGCCAAUUAUAGAUGUUCCGGUCAAUAUGAUUUACGUGUUUACGACAGUGGACCAACUGGACACACUAAGCAUGAAGGAGUUGUGUGUAAUUCAUGUAAACAGACACCUAUCAUUGGACAUCGUUGGAAAUGCAUGAGCUGUCCUGGCAAUGAAGUUUCAAGUGAUAGUUCUGUCGAUUUAUGCUUUAUGUGUUAUCAUGGUGACAAACACAAUGUUCGACAUAGGUUUAUAUUGAUCCAACAUCCUAUACCAAAAGAAUUAUUAAAAGAUCCUCGAAGUCUCGGUGAAAAUCCAGUUGUAUUAGAUCAAAGGAAAAAAUCUAAGAAAAUAACAUUGCGUGGUAUAUUCCCUGGUUCACGUGUUGUGCGUGGUGUUGACUGGCAAUGGGAUGAUCAAGAUGGAGGAUCUGUUUGCCAGAAGGGUUUAAACAAUGCUGUCUCUCAAACAGUCGUUAAACGUGGAAAAGUGUGUGAAAUUCAAGACUGGUCUGCUAUGACAGGCAGUGUUCGCUCAGCCGCCUAUGUCCAAUGGGAUAUUAAUGGUAAUACGGCUGGGUGUGUCAAGAACUUGUACCGCGUCGGAUUUGAAGGAAUGUCGGACUUGAAAUGUGUGUCUCCAUCCAAAGGAUCUACAGCCGUGUACAGAGACCACCUGCCGUUGUUAGGCCAACACCAGCACCAACAGCGGAACGACCAGUAUAGGCAAGGAGCGCUAAGUUUAAAUCAUCUACACAACCAACUACAAUACCAACAGCUAGAGAUUGGUGAUCGGGUAAGAGUUGAUCUGGAAUUGGACGUUGUACGAGCUAUGCAACAAGAUCAUGGUGGAUGGACAGAAGGCAUGUAUGAAGAAUGUUUGGGAGGCGGAGUUAUAGAAAGUGCUUCUAUUGGAUCGGUAGUUGGUAUUGAUGAAGAUCAUGACGUCGUUGUUUUAUAUCCAAGUGGCAACAGAUGGACAUUUAACGCGGCCGUACUUACAAAAGUUGUUGGACUUAGUGAUAAUCCAGUGGCAGGCAGUUUUAAUUCAGCUGUAAGCUCAUCAUAUAAUGAACAUGUUAUCAGAGUAGGGUCAACUGUAAAGAUAUCUAGUGAUGUGGAAUUUGUUCGUCGAUUGCAAAAAGGCCAUGGAGAAUGGGCUGAUGCCAUGUCUAUGACUUUAGGCGAAGUUGGCUAUGUGCAACAAGUGUAUGAUGAUGGUGACCUCAAGAUAGUUGUAUGUAACACUUCGUGGACUUAUAAUCCACGAGCGGUUACUCUACUAAAUAAUAAUGGUACUGAAUAUGGCAAUGAAGGAUAUCGAAAUGAAACUCAAAACGAUAGACGACUAAGAUUAGCUCGUGAGAGAGAUUUAAGGGGACGUGAGCUGGUAACGUCGGCAGCAAAUGGCGAUGUCCAAAACUGUCGUAGGAUUUUGGAGAAGGAAAGACAAAGGAAUAUGAAUGAAAAGCCAACUGGUGAGCCACCAAUGACACUCGGCUAUGCUCUUACACCAAGACAAGCUGCAAUGUGCGUUAAUUACACGCGUCCACCCACAGCUGAGGAGUUGAUAUUGACAAACUUUGUGAGUAGCGGGCACACAUCUCUGCAGGCCGCUGCUCAAAAUGGUCAUGUUAAUGUUUGUCGAGUGUUAAUAGGAGAGUUUGGUGCAGAUGUCGAAUUUCAGGACAGAGAUGGCGAUCGUGCUAUUCAUCAUGCUGCAUUUGGUAACCAGCCACGAGUGGUGCAUGUGCUAUGUGUUGUUUUUGAUGCUGAUGUGAAUGCGCGUAAUAAACGAGGACAAACUCCUCUGCACAUCGCUGUUAACCGUGGGUAUGCUGACGUGUGCCGCAUUCUGUUGCGCCUCAACUGCUUACCUAACCUACAGGAUAACGAAGGUGACACACCACUACAUGAUGCCAUAUCUCGGAGACGCGAUGACCUUGUAGCCAUGUUGAUGGAAGGAGGAGGUGGAAGUAUUGUCACCUGUAAUAUACCUUCAAGUGCUGUGGCCACCAAUGUUUUGAGUGGAUGCGAACGUGCAUAUGACCGCUCAGCGCCUAAGAUUGGGCCAGUUCCUGAAUCUCAGACUUUGCUGAUGAAUAAUUCAAAUGCCAAUAUUGCUGCCAGUGCUUCUAUAACUCCUAAGGAUGACAAUGUUGCAAAUUCUACGACCGAAGUGGAAAAUGAAAAAAGUACAUUGUCAAUAAUGAGUGGUCAAGAAGAUGGUGCCGCUGGUUGUUCUGCUGCCACAGUAUGCUCUUCCUCUGAUGAAACAUCCAAAUCCAUGGACACAGGUGUAAGUGCUACCACAACUGCUGAUACAGACCUUGGAUUUCCAGCUAUUGGAUCACCGUCUGCUGAUCUCAUGGUGGUUAACACAAACGGUUUCAACCCGCUGCAGCACGCGGCACUACGUGGUAAUCCUGGAGCUACCGCCAUCAUGUUGGACUGGAUCGCCACAAAAGGCGGCCAUCGCUACUGGGUCGUGGAUGAGCCUAAGGACGAUGGAUACACCGCGCUGCAUUUGGCUGCUCUCAACAACCACAACCGUGUGGCGUCAUUGCUGCUGAUCCGUGGGCGUGCCGACCCAAACAAACGAAACGUCAACAAGCAAACAGCUCUUCACCUGGCCGUAGAACGCCAGCACGCAGAUAUCGUCAAGCUCCUAGUUCACCACUCCGCCGACCCGAACAUCCCCGAUAAAGACGGCGACACGCCCAUGCACGAGGCUUUGCGUCAUCACACGUUGCUACAGAUCAAGACGGUCGGCACACCACCCCCGCCUGGAGUGGGCUUGGGAAACAAUCCUAGGGAUCCCAACACAAAGUUCCGGUCAGACGGCGGUGGUGGCAUAUCGCUGCGGAAUAUUCUCGCCGGCAACAGGGUCAUACGUGAUUACCGGGAACUAUCAGACGAUUUUGAAAGCGGGUAUUCAGACGUCAGCCGCACUGUUACGAGCAAUCCAUGUCCCGUUGAACAGGCGAGGGAACUUUGGGCGGCCAAGGGUCCCGCGUACUUGGAAAUGUUCGCUUCGCCGGUGUCCUCGGUUCAAAGAUUGAUGGCUGAGCUCCUUGGGGCAGCCGAAGAGUUUAGACGUUUACGCACAAGUUCCAGCAGUGACAACGAAGCCGAUGACAAUAAAGACAGUGAACUUACAACAAUAGAUACCGCGCCCGGCUUGAACGAGCCACCCCUGAUCAAAACUAAUAAAUCGAAGAAAGUGAUUAACCGCCGUCGAAUAAAGAAAUCUCCAGUGCGAAUUAUUCGCCAGCAGACCGUUGACGAUCAAACUGGUCCGCGAUUGGCCGGAGAGGCACGUGCCGCUGCCCUGGUAGCCGCCAUGUCUCUCUCCGGUAAUGAUGGUAUUUCGGAUGAGGGUGUACGACCGGGACCAAGUUCCGAUCAUAACAUGGCCGGAGAAGAGCGUCCUGGUGUUCAAACUGCGGUGUCUGGACCUGGUAGAAAUAUUUUCGGACGGCCCGUGCGUGGCCCGGUAUCAAAAUCUGCACCCGCCUCCCCAAGCAAUGGAAAUGUGAUUCCGCCACCACCGAGUGCCACUGUAAUUGUUUGCGUGCUCGCCGGCACCGGUCGUGCUGAUUUAUGGUUGCGCAACAACCGUGGACAAACGCCGUUGGAUCUUUGCCCGGCCGACCAGCCUUUGCGCCUCGCUCUGAUCAAGUGCUGUGACGCGGCCGCUAAAGCUCACAACGUUCAAACUACUAAUACCACCGUCACCGCUGUGGGUGAAAUUGAUGGUUCCAGUGUACUGACUCUUUCCGAUGAGCGUCCACAGCAAUCCCAACUGAUGCUUCAUAGCAUGCCUCCAGACUACUCGAUCAAGGCGCCGUAUCACGAUGCGUACGCCCCAUUGAUGUCGAAAGAGCCAGACCCCCCAAAAGAGUGCUCCAAGACAUUUGCUACUCGAAGUGAUUCAGAAUCCCUUAAAAUUCCAUCAACAAUCGCAAAACGUUUUAUGAACGCUGGGCUUCCUCCCCCGCCGCCAACUAUGAUGAGACUAGAAGAUAAUACUCCGGCGGUGCUUUUGCAUGAGCCCGAGAUUUCCAGACUCGGUAUACCGAGUACUUCUAGUAGAAGAGUGGAUAACAACUUGAUAAGAAGGAUAGACGAUGACAUUGACAGUAAUGACCCGGGACCAGAUUUUAUGGACGACCACAGUACUUUAAACAUCGCUAGUAAUGCUAACAGCUGCAUAGUGAUUGAUAAUUCUAAUAAUAGCAGAGCGCCUACUGAACGCGAUAAUAUGGACAUAGCUGCUGGGGGAAGCAACAAUACCAAACCUUCCACUUCAUGUGAUCUAUCGGUUAUAAAUAACACAAUGUCCCGGUCACGAGACAAGCGAACUAAUGAGUUGGAACAGGAGAAGAUUGACAUUGCAAACGCUCCAGUACCAGGAGAACGGCAAAACUCUCCCAUGGAUGUGGCGGCGGCAAACCCUCCCGAUGUUCUGGAGCCGGGACUAGUGGAAAAGCUCAUGCAGCAGUUGAGUGAUCUCAAGGAAAUGAAUAUGUGCCCUGUGUGUUUGGAUCGAUUAAAGAAUAUGGUGUUUAUGUGUGGGCAUGGAACGUGUCAGCUGUGCGGUGAUCGCAUGGCCCCUGGCCAACCUUGUCCUAUUUGCCGUAAACCAGUCGCACACAAGAUAUUAUUGUAUUAGACCCAAACAACGGAAUCAACAAUAUUCAUAUGAAUCUUCUACUGAUCUUCUAGACAUAAUACCAUAACCAUUUAUUUUAAAUUCUUAUUAUACUUUCACUAGGUUAGAUGAGAUUUUGGAGAGAUCAUAUCUAGUGUUGUAUCAAUUUAUUAUUAACUAUUCAAUUUUUAUUUUAUUUUUUUAUUGAAUUUAUCACAUCCAUAGUUCAUUGUUUACUCUAUACUGUAAAUUGAGUUUGCAAUUUGUUUUCUCCAAUUAAUCCCAAGCCAUUGUCAAACAUUUAAAACAAUAUUAGUAACUUAUUGUAUGACUAAAAUACAUGUUGUUUUGUGUGUUUUUUUUUUUUACUCGGUCAUACAUAAUUAUAGA